This is a messenger RNA of Gongylonema pulchrum, 294 nucleotides long. The record is from the annotation of a GenBank genome assembly. NCBI's taxonomy places the organism in Eukaryota, Metazoa, Nematoda, Chromadorea, Rhabditida, Gongylonematidae.
CGGGAGAUGUUCGCUCGGAAAGUGAAGUCGGCGGAUUUCACGGCGUCGUUGCAGCGCUUCGCCGAUCUUCACCGGGAUUGCGCUUCGCGAGCCAAGCAUCUUAAGCUUGCGCUGGACGCCCUCUGCGUACAGGCUGAUUUAACACAAACAGCACAGUCAGUUCUGGAGGCCGAAUCAGCUCUGUGGACACUGGAGCAGUUGCUGUGUCUUGUCCCUGAACUUGUCGGCAGCGGUGUGUUCUUUUUCCAGUCCAUCUUUCCUAAUCUGUCUCGUAUCUCCCGGUCUCUCAUCUGA